GCAAGCGACCGUGGAGCCCAUUGGUAUGGGUCUCCGGAUCCAGGUGUCAAACAUACAGACGGCGUUUUACAUCAUACUGGUUGUGAUUGGGAUCCUGGGAAAUGCGGCGAUCAUUGCUGUGAUUGGUGAGGGUGUUAUCAGGGACCAAGGUGCAGGUCGCAGCUCGGACAUGAUCCUGGUGAACAUGGCCUUCUCCAACCUCAUGGUGUCCAUCACAAGGAACGCCCUGCUGGUCAUAUCAGAUCUGGGAGUUGAGCUGUACUCAUCCAAGGAAUGGUGCCAGUUCCUCAUGGGCCUGUGGGUGUGGCUGCGCUCCGUAAACGUGUGGUCCACCUUCUUCCUCAGCGCGUUCCAUUUCCAGACCCUCCGGCGCAUCACUCCCAUCUCUGCCAACAGAGGCCCGUCCAAAUUUGUGUUCUUCGUCUUUGCCAUCAUCUGGAUCAUCAACCUGCUGUAUGCCGUCCCUGCUUUUAUCUUUUCAACCAAUGGGAGCAGGAACUCAACAGAGACUCUAAUGUUGGUGAGCAGCACCACACGCCCUCUGCUGGGCUGCGUGUGGAACUUCCCCAGCUCCUACAGCGGCCUGGCCUAUGCCACCACCUCCAUGGUGAUCCACGAGAGCCUGCCCAUCAUUCUGAUGAGCUUCACCAACCUGGGCUCGCUGCUGACGCUCUACGCCCACCGCCGCUCCAUCCUGAACACGCAGAGGAACCCAGAGGCCCCCGUCAUCAAGAGGGUACCGGCCGAGAGACGCGCUGCCAAGGUGAUUCUGGCUCUUAUCAUGCUGUUCAUCUCUUCCUGGGGUACUAGUAUCAUCUCCGUUAACUACUUCAACUACAACCGUGGCUCGUCUACAGAGUUUCUGUUGAUUAUUGCUCGCUUUGCCAAUAUCACCUUCAUUGCGCUGUCGCCCAUUGUCCUUGCGGUUGGACACAGACGAUUGCGAGCCGUUCUGAAGGCAAUGAUCUCUUACUGAAGGCUGGACCCUCGCACACC
Sardina pilchardus (European sardine) is the source of this 996-nucleotide messenger RNA. Its product is annotated as olfactory receptor class A-like protein 4. Bases 26 to 976 code for a protein of 316 amino acids. Gene Ontology annotation, cellular component: membrane. The transcript is spliced from 4 exons. NCBI's taxonomy places the organism in Eukaryota, Metazoa, Chordata, Actinopteri, Clupeiformes, Clupeidae. Gene Ontology annotation, biological process: G protein-coupled receptor signaling pathway. Gene Ontology annotation, molecular function: G protein-coupled receptor activity. The record is from RefSeq and is a predicted model, not a curated record.